Messenger RNA from Silurus meridionalis, 1388 nucleotides. It is a transcript of the gene tmtops2b, whose product is annotated as teleost multiple tissue opsin 2b. The coding region runs from base 79 to 1227 and encodes 382 amino acids. Gene Ontology annotation, biological process: G protein-coupled receptor signaling pathway; visual perception. Gene Ontology annotation, cellular component: membrane; photoreceptor outer segment. Gene Ontology annotation, molecular function: G protein-coupled receptor activity. The transcript has 5 exons. The record is from RefSeq and is a predicted model, not a curated record. NCBI's taxonomy places the organism in Eukaryota, Metazoa, Chordata, Actinopteri, Siluriformes, Siluridae.
UCCGUUUUGUUGUGUUGCAUAGGGGAGGCAAUCAGUCCAACAGAAGGAGAAAUCCUAUUAACAGAAACAGCAGGUCGCAUGAAUGCAACGGAAAGCCGUUCUCUCGAAUGGACUGAGUUGAGCUUCAGGAUGAGCGAUAAGGACCUGCUCGGUGUUCUGGAUGGCGGCUCGAGCGACUCUCCUCUGCAGAAGCUCUCCCCGGCAGGUUUCGUUGCGCUCGCCGUCUUCUUGGGCUUUAUUAUGACGUUUGGCUUUUUGAACAACUUUCUCGUAUUGCUGCUUUUCUGUAAGUUUAAAAAGCUCAGGACGCCGGUGAACAUGCUCCUGCUGAACAUUAGUGUAAGUGAUAUGCUGGUGUGCGUGUGUGGUACGACCCUGAGCUUCGCCUCCAGUGUGCGCGGGCGCUGGCUGCUGGGGAGAAGCGGCUGCAUGUGGUACGGCUUCAUCAACUCCUGCUUCGGUAUUGUCUCUCUAAUAACUUUGGUGAUUUUAUCUUAUGAGCGAUACAGCACAAUGACCGUGCAUAACAACCGAAGACAAAGCUACCUCAAACACUUACUGGCAGUCGGUGGCUCAUGGCUGUACUCUUUGAUUUGGACCAUACCACCCUUGUUGGGCUGGAGUAGUUACGGCUUAGAGGGAGCGGGCACCAGCUGUUCCGUUUCAUGGACCGAUCAUUCUCCCAAAUCUCAUUCCUACAUCAUCUGCCUGUUCGUCUUCUGCUUGGGUCUGCCAGUGCUGGUGAUGGUGUACAGCUAUGGCAGGCUGCUAUACGCGGUCAAAAAGUUAGGGAAGAUUCAUAAGACAGCUCGAAGGAGAGAUUACCACCUGUUGAUUGUGAUCAUCACCACUGUGGUGUGUUAUCUGCUGUGCUGGACACCAUACAGUGUGGUGGCCAUAAUGGCUACGUUUGGCCGACCGGGAAUCAUUACACCAGUAGCAAGCAUAGUCCCCUCUCUACUUGCAAAGAGCAGCACAGUCAUCAACCCAAUUAUAUACAUCUUCAUGAACAAACAGUUCUACAGAUGUUUCCUGAUGCUGUUAGGCUAUAAGGAAAGGUCAGCACUGACAGAAGGCCACUCUUUAAUGGCCACCAACGAAACUCGGAUCCAGCUCAAAAGCAUCAUGCUUACCAACCCAGCGUCCUGUAGAGCACGUGCAUCCCCCCUCCUGCAGGAGGAAUGCCGGUGUAGCGAGGUCGCAUUGGAACAAAGCGGCACAACCUAACACUUAGCACUAGCAUUCCACAUCACACUCUCUGUAUUCAAUAUGUGCUUGUUCUGUGUCUGUGCCUCUGUCAAAUGAUCUGGUGUCUGUUUUUUUUUUGUUUUAUGUGGUGUUCCUGACACUACUUUACUAGACAUGGCCUUGUUUGAGAUUGUCUGUUG